GGGGCUGGGGUGCGGAGCAGGUAGGGCGCGGGACACGGAACUCUGGGCCGUGGAAGGACAGCGCGCAGGGGCUCAGGCCCGCGGACGAUCGCUCUUGGGACCCCCGGGAGUCCCCAGCCUUGGCGUGAGCGGGUAGCUGAAAGGUCAGCAACAUCUCCCGGUUGUCUGCAGACGCUGGUGCACAGAGGUGUUCAGGGUGCAAGCCGAGGAGCACCCCGAAGCUGGCUGCAUUUGGGGCGACAUCUCUGGCGUGCGAAAGCUGGUGAUUUCCUUGUCCGCUCCCGCGAAGUCACCGGGAGCGACCUGGACUCCUGGAAAAAAAGCCUGCGAGAGGAACAGAGAUGCCAUUGAGAGCUCUCACUGCCGGCAUGAGGCAAGAUCGGCUCUGGGAUUGUUCACUGUUCUUCUCCAAGGAGGAGUGACUGGCCAGCGGCACCUGGAACCCAGCACCCAAGAGGUGAACCCAGCUGGACCUGAGGAGGAACUUGUGUCCUGUGUCCUUGGGAAGCAGCUCACUGGGUCGAGAUGACCACAGCCACCACUUUGGGGGACGCUGUCUACUCGCUGAACAUGACCAGGGGAGAGGACGCCCUAUAUAAGAGUUCUGGAGCCAUCGUGGCUGCCAUCGUGGUGGUUGUCAUCAUCAUUGUGACCUUGGUACUGAUCCUGCUGAAGAUGUACAACAGGAGAAUGAGGACCAGGCGGGAGCUGGAGCCCAAGAGCCCAAAGCCACCUGUCCCUCCUGCCCUGGAGCCAAACAGCAAUGGCAGCCAGCAGCCUGCUACCGUGACCUUCGACCCUGCCGAUGUCCAUGUGGAGACUCGGUGACCCUGCCUUUGGUGCCAUCCCUGCCUCUGCAAAGAGCUUUUAUGACCUGAAAGUCCACUCUGCUGGCAGCUUCACCGAGUUCUUUCUGGUUGGGUAAACCGAGGCACCUUUUGUACAGCCCCUGCAGCUUGAAGCCAUCCUCACCUGUGCACUGGCCACCCCAGCUAUGUCUGUGUCCCUGCUGCUACUCAACCAAAGCUCUGUGGACAUUCUUUUAUCUGACAAGAAGCACUGUGCUGGGGAGACAAGUGCGAGUUUGGUUCUCACCUCACACGUGCUACAGCUAGACAGACAGACAAACAGACAGACAGACAGACAGACAGACAGACAUCUGAGUCUUGUGCUCAGGGGUCAGGGAGUGUUCAUGAAAGUGUCACCAAGGGAGCCACUGGGAACAUCUCAGCUUAAGGGCAUGUCCACAGCUUUCUCAAUCCCAUAGCAAGGUGCAGGGAAACUAACCUGGACUAACCACAAAACCAACUUGGCAACAUCUAACUGACCCUGUACUAGAUAGCCACUCGGCAGGUCAUCAUGGCCAGUCAGCGUUCUCCCCCUUUAACAAAGGGUACAAGAGGCUGGACUUGGUGGCGUGUGCCUGUCAUUGCAGCACACAGUAGAAGCAGGAACACUGUGAUUACAAGACCAGCUUUGGCCACAUACAGAGAUGGUUCUUUAAAACAAUACAGAAUAAACAGUAUUCUUCAAAACAUCUACUUCAUUAGUAGUCAGAAGGAAGAGGUACCCUGAGGAGCAGAGGCUACCUCUAGGAUGAGGAGCAGAGGCUAGCUCUAGGAUAAGAAUUGUUGUAUUGCCCACGGACCUGGGCUGCUCUGGACUCUUUCUGCUGCCCCAGGUGGUCUACCCUGACCCCUCAUUUUCUGUCUCCCUUCAUUUGGAUGCUAAGCUUUCCUGGCAGUCCUCUUGCCUCUGGGGACAAGUAUUUGGAACCCAUUAAAUCUUGUAUUUCCUGCAUGCUUCCUUGUCACUUUGCAGAGACAAAGCACAGCCAGCUGACUCUCUGUGACCACUGACCCUUGAUCCUGGGCCAGAAGACAAUCUGCAAACCAGGAUAAACCUUUUAGGAUUAAGAUUUACAUCCAAGCUCUACUUCCUGACUGGCCUUGAAAAAGUGAUUCUGGUGCUCACCAGAUGACUUAGUAGGCACACGCAGCCAAGCUUGACAACCUAGGUUCCAUCCUCAGGACCCGCAUGGUGGAAGGACAGAACAGGCUCCCGGAAGUUAUUCUCUCAUCUCUACAUACAGACAGACAGAUUACAUUUAACUAAAUUGUUUUUUAGAUGUCUGCUUUGGGCCUUAGGGAGAUGGCUCAGUGGCUAAGGGUGCUUGCUGCACACACAUAAGGACUGAGUUCAAAGCCCAGACACCCAACUACAAAGCUACAUGUAGUGACAGCCUAGAGUCAGCAUCAGUAAGAAGGUCCGUCUCUAAAGUGUAAGACAUGGAACAAAAGAACAGGCUACAGGAUGUCUGGCCUCUGGGAAUAUAUGGGUGCAUAUUCUCCUAAGGGAGCAUAUGCCACACACACAACACGCAACUGUUUUGUGGGUCUUAGGGAAACAACAGGGUCUUACUAUGUAGCCCUGACUGUC
Arvicanthis niloticus (Nile rat) is the source of this 2439-nucleotide messenger RNA. RefSeq names its product non-compact myelin associated protein (gene Ncmap). Gene Ontology annotation, biological process: peripheral nervous system myelin formation; regulation of myelination. Gene Ontology annotation, cellular component: plasma membrane; Schmidt-Lanterman incisure; paranode region of axon. Gene Ontology annotation, molecular function: structural constituent of myelin sheath. NCBI's taxonomy places the organism in Eukaryota, Metazoa, Chordata, Mammalia, Rodentia, Muridae. The record is from RefSeq and is a predicted model, not a curated record.